AUGUCUAAGCGAAAGCUCGGAAGCCAGAGCCCGCCCAACAUGGCUGCGCAGAAGAAGAAGACUCGGGUGGUGCCAGACCCGAAGCUGUGUCGCUGGACCGCUGAGGGCUUCGACCACAUGGUUUACACACCUCCGACAUCCUCGCUGCCAUCUCCAUUCGGUGUCGACAUCCAGUUGGAUCAGGACACGAAGGACACCAUUGCGCAAUUCGGCCCGGCUGUUCAGGUUUCAUUUGAAGCAACUCUCAGAACUGCCGACAAGGUUAAGGGUCGCCAAACACUUCUGGACUUGUGCAACGAUGAACGGAUAGGUUGGAUCGACCCUUUGCAACCCGUCAUAUUGACAGCAGGUGCAGGGAUAAAUUUAUCCCAGAGGGACGGCGGAACAAGGGUUAUCAGAUUUCGAAAGGUCUUCACUGCAUAUGCUAUCAGAUGGUUCGCUUUCGUGCAAAGAGGCGCCCAUCUGACUGUCAACGGACAGAGUUACCCAAAUACGCACGACAUUGUCAUCGGACCUUUGGCUCCAUUUUCAGUUUUAGAGUAUAACGAUCGAGCAGUUUUUCUGUACCUGAACCGCGAGAGUGUCGAAUACAAGCCAGGCGGACCUGGAUUGCAGCCCGCUAUCAGCCGCGUUCUCGCAAGUCUCAAGAAUGACCAUGACUCCGGAAGUAAGGAUGGGACAACAGUGGCGAAGGCUGCCUUGACUACAGGAGCGCCCAUCGCCACCCAGACAAGUGUAAAGAUCGAGCCCGAAAUCCAACCCGAUGGUAGCGACCCGUGUGAAUACUAUAGAUCGCGAAUGGAGGAGUGGAGGCUUCUUCAAACACGAUCCGGCACUGUGCUGAUCGAUCCUGCCACACCAGCUGGUUUCUACUACACUGGAGAGUGGCUUGUGGACUCAGUCGUGUUCCGAGCAAUUGCUUCGGUCACUACAGCAAUCGGAUUGGAGAAUAAUAUGGAUUUCGCCAUGAUCGAUGAGUGGGGUUACGGACUAGCAAGAAGGUAUCCUCCCACCAAAGGCAUGGAGAGCCUACCACUCACAGCCACUGGUCGCAAUAAAGAUCUCUUCUUACCUUAUAACACGAGUGAGGAAGGAAAUCAUUGGCUACUUGUACAUGUCAAACAUGUAAACGACAGACCUGAGAUUCAUAUCUAUGAUUCGCUGAAUAUGAUGAUAGGCUCCGAUGAACCCAUCAAGAGGAUUGUCGUUAACACGACAUUGUAUGAUGUCGACAAGGAUGUUGACGACGAUGUACGCAAGAUAGACCUCAUACACCAUAACGUGGCAAGACAACCGGGUAGUUGGCAAUGCGGGUACCUGACCAUCCUCAAUGCCUGGUGUGUUGCACUCGGUAUGGAGCCAGGAGCCAAGCGCCACGAUGCAACUUCGAUGCACAGAAUUCAGGACCUUAUUGGUAUGAUCAACUUGUCCAUGGCUGGAUUCAUGGACUCGGCCACCAUCCAAGCCUUUAUGCGCUGUGUCGGCUUCGUCGAUGCUGAUCACAACACCGUCGCCUCUGAUCGCCACUUCACCCGCAGCGUACCUUUCUUGACCAAGGAGUCGCUAAACAGAUACAUCCUCAUGCGCAGAGAGCUUGAGAAGCAUCCCGAAUCAGCCAUUAGACGUCUUGAUCUGGCUACCAUUCGCUUCCUUUUGGAUCCUGAGUUGGGCGAUUUCGAGGAUCUUGAUAACAUGAAUCCUGAAACCCUCCUUGAACACUUCGACAGAUGGUUGAAAGAUCGAAAUUUGGUCGAGGGGGACCCUACAUCACCACUUAGCCCAAUCAGUCCAGACACCAUACGCUUGACGUUUGGUAUUGCAAGAUCGACAAACACUGGAGAUGCACCGCUACCUGCCGUUCCCGAUGACACGAGACUACUUCGCAAGAUCUGGAACAUCUACCAUAAGAUGCUUAAACGACAAGGUCAUCUGAGAUUGGCACGUCAAGAAAGAGCCAAAGACAUAGCAGAUGGUCACUACUCCACUCAAGAGAUGGGCGACCAUCCUGAAUACCCUUACGGUGAUCCCAGGGUUGUUGCUCUUGAUAGGCUUGGAAUGUUGCCGACCAAACACGCUCUCACAGCGGUUGAGCAACAAGCCAUCAGAGGGAAUUCACGACCUGUGAUUAAGCUCAAACUGAAGCACAGUUGA
Molecule: messenger RNA, 2151 nt
Organism: Aureobasidium musti
Lineage: Eukaryota; Fungi; Ascomycota; Dothideomycetes; Dothideales; Saccotheciaceae
Source: the annotation of a GenBank genome assembly